This is a messenger RNA of Ilex paraguariensis (yerba mate), 2297 nucleotides long. The record is from the annotation of a GenBank genome assembly. NCBI's taxonomy places the organism in Eukaryota, Viridiplantae, Streptophyta, Magnoliopsida, Aquifoliales, Aquifoliaceae.
AUUAACUACACUCUCUGUCAAUCCUAAUGAGAAACUGACGAUCAGAUCGCAACAAACCACUCCCCAAUCCUUAAUCUCUGUUUACACAUUCCUUCUCUUUAAUCGAAAUGGUCUCUAACUCCUAAUCUGAAAAUCGAAUCUUUCUUACAUCAGAACAGCAUUUGAUCUACACUUUUCAAGCCAUGUCGACUUGUUCGACAAAUGAUCAGUUGGAUGCUGUUGUAAUUUGAAAUAGGUUUUGUAAUCUCUUGAAGGAUAGAUCUACUGAACUGUGGAUUCAUGAUGGCUUGUCGUCGUGAUGUUGAUUUUGUUGGUUUGCACUUUGAUUUUUGUUGAAUAAUGGUGAUGUGGAUCUCAGAUUGGUCGAUUUUCUGGUGUGGUUCUUUGUAUCAUCCCUUAUUUGGAGGAACAUUGUAUUUGGUUGUGGCCUUGUUUGAAAAUAAUUCGAGGUAAUUAUUUCGCAAUUUUUGUUGUCAAAGUAUGAUUCUACCUUAAGAACUUGUGGGUGUUGUUGAUUAGCCCUUCUUAGCUUCUAUUUAUGGUUCAAUAUAUCAUUUGAAGCUCAUUGUAAAUGUGGGUCUGGUAGAAAGUUAGAGGAAUUGGGCUUUUCGGGAUAAAUGCAAUUCAGUUUGAUGGGUAAGUGAGAAAAUGUCUUUUAAGAGUAUAAUUCAAGACAUGAAGGGUGAUUUUGUGAGCAUUUCCAGAAAAAAACCGUUUGAACUAAAGUUUAGUUAUGGGUUGAAGUCGAGGUCGAGGUCGCACCGAGUGGUUCAGGAUACUUCGGUGGCUGUUGAUGUGUUGAAGCAGAGUUGUUGGGCUAAUAUGCCUCCUGAGCUCUUGAGAGAUGUGUUGAUGAGGAUAGAGGCGUCCGAGUGUACUUGGCCUCCUCGGAAGGAUGUGGUUGCUUGUGCUGGUGUUUGUAGGAAUUGGAGAGAAAUUAUGAAGGAAAUCGUGAAAAUCCCGGAGCUUUCUGGCAAUUUGACGUUUCCGAUCUCCUUGAAACAGCCUGGUCCAAGGGAUUCUCUCCUUCAGUGUUUUAUUAAACGGAACCGUAGCACCCAAACAUAUCGCCUUUACCUUGGUUUAAAUCAAGCUUCACAUGAUGAUGGGAAGUUCCUUCUGGUUGCACGGAAGUGUCGACGUCCCGCUUUCACAGAUUACAUAAUUUCUCUAAAUGCUGAAGACAUGUUCAAGGGAAGCAGCACUUGCGUUGGGAAGUUGAGAUCUAACUUUCUGGGAACCAAGUUCACGAUAUAUGAUGCACAACCUCCAAAUGUGGGAGUCAAAUUUACUAGAUGUAAUUCCUCUAAGCUAGGGCACAUGAGACAAGUCUCCCAGAGAGUUCCUGCUGUAAACUAUCCUGUAGCUCAUAUUUCGUAUGAGCUGAAUGUCUUGGGUUCCAGGGGUCCAAGGAGGAUGCAGUGUGUCUUGGAUGCGAUCCCUGCUUCUGCUAUUGAACCAGGAGGAGUGGCCCCCACGCAAACUGAAUUCAUGCUUAGCAAUAUAGAAUCCUCGAUAUCUCUUCCAUUUUUUAGAUCAAAGUCUACUCGAAUGGAUAUUUUUCAAUCUGGAAAUUUGUCCACCCAGAAGGAUGGGAUGUUGGUUCUGAAGAACAAGUCUCCUAGGUGGCAUGAGCAGCUCCAGUGUUGGUGUCUGAACUUCAAUGGACGUGUGACAGUUGCUUCAGUAAAGAACUUUCAGCUUGUUGCUUCACUGGAUAAUGGAGUUUCUGGGCAAGAACAUGAAAAUGUUGUUCUCCAGUUUGGAAAAGUGGGGAAGGAUGUGUUCACCAUGGAUUAUCAGUAUCCAAUCUCAGCUUUCCAGGCAUUUGCCAUCUGCCUCAGCAGCUUUGACACCAAGAUUGCUUGUGAAUGACUUGCAAACAGGUGCCUGCCGCUAGCCCCAUCAAUGUUCUUGCAGACAACAGUUGAAAUUCAUCAAUAGAAUUCGUCACUUAUAGUACUGCUUCUUGUAUGGUUUGAAUUGUGAAAAUAAAUAGAAACCACAUAUUUCUUCGUGCUCAACUUUUCUGGCAAACCGUGACAUAAUUCAUCUCUCCAGUCUGAAACUGUAUGACCAUAGAAUGAGUAUCAUGUGGUUGUAACCAUCAUCCAAAUUCCUGAAUUUUCAAGGUUCUUGUUGGUCACUUGAUGCUGCCAUUCUCAUCUGUUUAAUGCCUUUCUAGAUACAUUUGUAAAAUUCUAUUUGAAGCCAUAGCUGUCAUCAUAGGCUAUUAAGGAAUUCAAACUUUCUUUUUAGUUUCUUCGCAAACCCUAUACUAUUUUCGAUUUUCAGGC